CAACAAAACCAAAAACCCUAAUCUCGCUGUAAAACCCUAGAAGGUGGGAGCGAGAGAGAGAUAAAGGAAGAUGAGACCUUUGGAUGAGAAGGAGACGAGCGUAGUGUUCGAGAAACUCUUCAAAUUCGUCGGAAACAACCUCAAGAACAUCGUCGAGAACCCCUCUCACGAGGGCCCCGAUGCCAAUCCUGGCCGCUACUGCUUCCGCCUCCACAAGAACAAGAUCUACUAUGUCAGCGAGUCCCUCGUCAAGCGCGCCACCAACGUCGCGCGUCCUAACCUUGUCUCCCUUGGUACCUGCAUCGGCAAGUACACCCACGGCGGCAGCUUCCACCUCACCGUCCAGGCCCUAAACUUGCUCGCCGCCAACGCCAAGCACAAGGUAUGGCUCAAACCGCAGUCUGAGAUGUCUUUCUUGUACGGAAACCACGUUUUGAAGAGCGCGUUGGGCAGAAUCACGGACAACAUUGCCGCCGGUGACGGAGUUGUUGUAUUUUCCAUGGCUGAUGUGCCGUUGGGUUUCGGUGUCGCCGCGAAGUCUACGCAGGAUUGCAGGAAGUUAGAUCCCAAUGGCAUCGUUGUUCUGCACCAGGCCGAUGUGGGAGAGUACUUGAGGAUGGAGGAUGAGCUUUAAUGCAUUUUGCAAACGUUUUUUUUUUGUUGAAUUUUGAACUUAAUGAAAUUAUAUCAUCUUCGAUAUUAUAUGUAUUUAAUCCCUUUGCCUUUGAGGUUACUUAUUAGAUUCCUCUGUGGUGCCGGAGGGGUUGAUUUGCCUUUGAGGAUCGGUGUGAUUUGCUUUGCAAUUUUUUCAGGGGAAAGUAAUUAAUGGAGGAAUUAGUUUUGUCUUUGUUAUUUUUGUAAGUUCUUUGAAAGAGAAAGAUAUGUAUGAAUUGAAAAGUGAUUAUGAAAUAUGGGCUAUUCUGUUCACUUGAAAAA
Messenger RNA from Vigna radiata var. radiata (mung bean), 936 nucleotides. RefSeq names its product 60S ribosome subunit biogenesis protein NIP7 homolog. The transcript has a single exon. Gene Ontology annotation, cellular component: nucleus; nucleolus; preribosome, large subunit precursor. Lineage: Eukaryota; Viridiplantae; Streptophyta; Magnoliopsida; Fabales; Fabaceae. Gene Ontology annotation, molecular function: RNA binding. The coding region runs from base 71 to 634 and encodes 187 amino acids. Gene Ontology annotation, biological process: ribosomal large subunit biogenesis; ribosome assembly. The record is from RefSeq and is a predicted model, not a curated record.